AUGCUGAAGGUUGUCAUUCUGGGACAAGAUCCGUAUCAUGGACCUAAUCAAGCUCACGGGCUCUGUUUCAGUGUCCAGAAGCCUGUUCCGCCUCCCCCCAGUUUAGAAAAUAUUUACAAAGAACUGUCUACGGAUAUUGAGGGCUUCACUCAUCCUGGCCAUGGGGAUCUGACUGGCUGGGCCAAGCAAGGAGUGCUGCUGCUCAACGCCGUCCUGACGGUGCGAGCUCACCAGGCCACCUCGCACAAGGAGAGGGGCUGGGAGCAGUUCACGGACGUGGUGGUCUCCUGGCUCAACGCGAACCUGCGCGGGGUGGUCUUCAUGCUCUGGGGAGCCUACGCCCAGAAGAAGGGCAGCUCCAUUGACCGGAAACGCCACCACGUCCUGCAGACGGCGCAUCCCUCGCCUUUCUCCGUCAACAGAGGGUUUUUUGGCUGCGGGGUUUCUAAGACGAACGAGUUGCUGAAGAAAUCCGGCAAGCAGCCCAUCGACUGGCGAGCGCUCUGAGCGGCGCGCGGAAGCUGGUGGGGUCGGAGAGUGGAAAGCAGCCCCUGUUUCAGGGGUUGUCUCGUUU
Opisthocomus hoazin is the source of this 574-nucleotide messenger RNA. The record is from RefSeq and is a predicted model, not a curated record. Lineage: Eukaryota; Metazoa; Chordata; Aves; Opisthocomiformes; Opisthocomidae.